Molecule: messenger RNA, 1395 nt
Organism: Diospyros lotus (date-plum)
Lineage: Eukaryota; Viridiplantae; Streptophyta; Magnoliopsida; Ericales; Ebenaceae
Product: B3 domain-containing protein Os07g0563300-like
Exons: 9
Coding region: 268-1245 (325 amino acids)
Molecular function (GO): DNA binding
Source: RefSeq, a predicted model, not a curated record
UGAUGAGAUUGUGGCAAUGUCCAAAACGGAAUCAGCUUCCUCCUCCUUGUAUGUGAGCGUAAACACACAACUACUGAGGCCCGAGUGAUGUCAUAAUUACAAGCUCCUCCUCCACCGUCUUUAUCCGCCUUUCUUAGCCUCCUCUUCUCUAACAGAUACAUAUCCAGUUCAAUCACCGUUUCGAUCUCUCUGUAAAUCUGUCUCUUUCCUUUCCCCACCUCUGUAUCUGUGUCUCGCUAGGGUUUAUUGCUUUCCCCCUGGGCUUCAAUGGCUGCUUCGUCUUCCAGAAAGACCUGCUUUCAGUGCGAGGACUCCAACUCCUCUGACUUCAGAAAUGGCUGGCGCCUUCGCAGCGGCCACUUCGUUCAGCUUUGCGACAGAUGCGCUUCUUUGUAUGAUGAAGGAAGAUUUUGUGAAAAUUUUCAUUCCAAUGAUGAUGGUUGGAGGGAUUGCGAAUCGUGUGGGAAGUUGAUUCAUUGUGGAUGUAUCGUGUCAUUCCAUGCAUAUAUGCUGUUGGAUUUUGGUGGAGUGAUCUGCAUGGAAUGCUCAAAGAUGAAUUUUAUUCUGGCACGAAAACGAUGUCUAUAUUCAGAAAGCCGAAUACAAAAUGAAGUGUGUCAAGGGGAUGCAACCAGGAAAAUUCAGAUAGAUCCUCAGUACUGGCCUAGAGUGACUGACCCAGAGUUGCAACAGGUUUCGAAAAAAACAAAAUCUAUUGUUGUUCCUUUGUUCGAGAAAUUAUUGUCUGCUAGUGAUGCUGAUCACAAGCUGGCACGUCUUGUGAUACCAAAAAAAUGUGCAGAGGCUUUUUUCCCCAAGAUUACUUCCCCACACGGCUGCUUGGUCAAAAUCCAAGAUACAGAAGACAAGGAGUGGGAAUUCCAGUUCCGAUACUGGCCUAAUAGUGGGAGCAAGAUGUAUGUUCUGGAAGGGCUUAGGGAUUAUAUGGCGUCAAUGCAAUGGCAAGCUGGUGACACAGUGAUAUUUUACAGGAUUGAACCGGAGAAAAAGUUGGUCAUGGGAUUGAGAAAGACUCAUGCUGUUAUACCAGCUUGUGAGGACCAGACUUUGGGGACGAUGAUUGGGUGUGCUAGGAUGAUUGAAGGUCUUUACUACUUUGAUGAUAUCUCUGUUGGAUUGAGCCCGGUGUUCAGUAGCAGGAUUAUUUUCUCCAAGAGCCAAUCUGAAGCUUAUGCUUUUCUGAUGAUGUUUUUCAUGUUUUCCGCUAAACAUUUUGUUUGUUAAGUGUAUCAAGGAAGCCUUUCCCCUGCCCCAAGGGAUAUUAGUGUUUCCCUUUUCAUUCAUCUUUUACUUUAAGUUUGUAAAAGAAAGUUAAUGCUAACCUUGGUAGUAGUUGCCUCUGAUGAAAAUACCGAGUUUUCAUCUAUUGAUUCA